Molecule: messenger RNA, 1165 nt
Organism: Spea bombifrons (plains spadefoot toad)
Lineage: Eukaryota; Metazoa; Chordata; Amphibia; Anura; Pelobatidae
Gene: IQCC
Product: IQ motif containing C
Exons: 5
Coding region: 90-932 (280 amino acids)
Molecular function (GO): protein binding
Source: RefSeq, a predicted model, not a curated record
CUCCUAAUCAAGUAGAAUGUGCGACGGCAGGAUAGAUUGAUGACAUCACUGAUAUGCGCCGGGGUUGCUAAGGAGACGGCGGUUGAAAGAUGGAGGAAAAUGAGAGACUAGAACGGAAUUUGAGAAUGCUGCAGGCUGCUGUGCGUGGAUAUUUAGUCCGAAGGAGGAUGCAGAAUGUAAAAAAGGAAUAUGAGGCAAUUGCUAAGGAACUUGAGGGAGAAGAGACAUGCUUGCUUUGGAAGAGAGGCCCGUUCUCCAUGCCAGACUUCAUCCAUCUGGCUGGUGACAAGGAAAAGCUUUCCAGUAGAAAUGUACAUGAUUUUGAUUUGGAUUCUGCUGUAAGGGGGUCUGCAGGGAACGCUCAGCGAUUUGAUCUUGGGUGCCAGUCUGACUCUGUUUCAUGUAAGGAAGAUAAAGAAAUUGGAAAUCUACAGAAAAGAAGAGUAAAAGAACAAGAUUUGGGUAUUUUGAAUGAGAGAGACCUGGGCAGCCCUAGGUCGCAGAGAGAAUUUACAGAGGGUACAGAAUGUCUACCAAGGACCCGUUCUGAGAAUGAUAGAAAUGUGUCAAAGACUAAUAUAGAUUGGGAAGAGUCUACAUCAGGAUCUGACCAAGAGUGGAAUAAAUGCCAGUUGGUAAGUCACCUAGAGAAGGAUAGAUAUCCCAAGGGGACUGGUCAAGGCAUAGUAAAGAACCUAGCAGAUACCUGCCCUGAAAUGCUAACAGAUCGAAGCCAGGAGACCAUGGAGUUGAGCCGGGGCACCUGCGUUCAAAGUGGCAAAGUCAAGGAUACAGGGCUGCAGCUCAAGAAUCUCCAUGAGAUGAGACAGCAUCGCAGCCACCUCGCUAUGGAGAUGUUGUGGGUUCAGCAAGCAAUUUCCAGCCGUAAAAAUUAUCUCAUGGUCAGGCAAAAAUUGGAGAUGCCUGGUUGAUUUUAAAUUGGUAUCUGACUGGAAGAGGAGAAGUCAGCAUUACAGGGAUUCACCAUCCAGCACAGCACUUUCCAAAUGUGAUACCAGAACGCCCGCUAUCUUUUCAUUAUGACACUGGAACUGGACACGCCAUGUGAUGAAAUUGUAGAAAAACCCGACUGUUAAUAUUUCAUCAUGGAGUUUUUUUUUUAUUACCUUUCUACAUUAUUUAACUGUAUUGUUGAUGAAAAAAU